This is a messenger RNA of Limulus polyphemus (Atlantic horseshoe crab), 4894 nucleotides long. Its product is annotated as multidrug resistance-associated protein 1-like. Gene Ontology annotation, biological process: transmembrane transport. The transcript has 28 exons. Gene Ontology annotation, cellular component: membrane. NCBI's taxonomy places the organism in Eukaryota, Metazoa, Arthropoda, Merostomata, Xiphosura, Limulidae. The coding region runs from base 175 to 4752 and encodes 1525 amino acids. The record is from RefSeq and is a predicted model, not a curated record. Gene Ontology annotation, molecular function: ATP hydrolysis activity; ABC-type transporter activity; ATP binding.
AAAACAAGAUUCAACAAACAUACUGUUGGUAUAUAGUCUAGGUUGCCUCUUACUUGAAGAUUGGAGAUCUUGAGUUCAUUACAGUUGUUUAAGAGUAGAUAAACUUAAGUAAUAUAACUAAUAAAUAGUACUAGCUGCUGUAAGUUAAGUGUACGUUGUCAAAAAUACUUUAUAAUGGAAACUUUUUGUGGUUCAUCAUUUUGGGAUCUGAAAGAGAUCUGGUACUCUAAUACACCAGAUUUUACAUCAUGCUUUCAAAACAGUGUGUUAGUAUGGAUACCAUGUGGCUUUUUGUGGCUGCUUUCUCCAUUAGAGGCACAUUUUUUAAAGAAAAGUCAUCACACACCCUUGCCAUGGUCACUGCUAAAUCUCACCAAAAUAGUAAUUCUGGUCAUUUUGUUCUGCCUUUCUAUGGCAGAACUUGUUCAGAGUAUGCAAGCUUAUUCUUCAGGGUGGGAAGUGUUUCCAGUAGACUACUACUCACCGUUAGUAAAGGCUUUAACAUUGAUGCUGGCAUUGGUGUUAAUCUUAGUAGGGAAGAAACGGGGUAUGCAAACAUCAGGAGUUCUUUUUGUUUUCUGGCUCCUGUUGACUUUAUGUGGUGCAAUAACAUACAGAUCAGUGCUUAUGGACACUUUAAAUCAAGAUUCCCAUUACCACAAAUCAAUAAGUAAAAACAAGUUUGUUAUUACAAUGAUCUGUUUCCCCCUGGUGGUGGCUUUGUUACUUUUGUCUUGUUUUUCUGACACUAGACCAAGUUCUACCAGACCAGAAAAGCAAAUUGAAUGUCCUGAAGAAAAAGCAUCGUUUCUAUCAAAGAUUACAUUCUGGUGGUUCACUGGUACGGCCAUAUUAGGAUAUCAAAAACCAUUAGUUAUGGAAGACAUGUGGAAACUCAGUACUAAAAAUACUACAUCGGGAAUAUUGUUAAAGUUCGAUAAAUAUUGGAUACCAGCUCUGAAGAAACUUGUAUGUAAAAACAAGAUGCUGCAGUCAACAAAAGAUAAUGAUACCAAGAAGGUUGCAGAUAUAGGUCACAUCAACAUUCUGUGGCCUAUUUUGAAGACUUUUCCAGUGGAGUUCUUUGUUUCUGGACUCAUGAAACUGGUAGCAAGUUUAAUUGCAUUUGCCAAUCCACAGAUUUUAGCUUUGGUGAUUGCGUACAUAAGUGGAGAUGAGCCUUACUGGAGAGGAUUUUUCUAUGCUUCACUGAUGUUUCUUGCCUCUAUGAUUGAAUCAUUGUUUAAUAGCCAGUAUGAAUACUUGAUAUACUGUAUAGCAAUGAGAAUUCGGUCAUGUGUGACCUCAGCCUUAUAUCGUAAGUCACUACAGUUGUCGAACUCUGCUAGAAAGAGAUUCACUGUGGGAGAGAUCGUGAACCUAAUGGCUGUGGACACACAGAGGGUGAUGGAGUUUGUUCAAAUUAUCAAUGUAAUAUGGUAUGCCCCACUUCAAAUUGGUAUCUGUCUUUGGUUGCUAUGGCAACAGCUUGGUGUAUCAACGCUCGGAGGUUUUGGUAUAAUGAUUCUCUUGUUUCCUGUGAAUGGGUUUAUCACAGCAAAGCUGAGGAAUUUACAGGUUCGUCUGAUGAAAGAAAAAGACAUACGCAUCAAGCUAAUGAACGAAAUUCUUAAUGGGAUAAAAGUCCUAAAACUUUAUGCUUGGGAAAAAUCAUUCCAGAAACAAGCGAAAGAUAUCAGGGCAAGAGAAAUAGAUGUUUUAACAACACAGUCUUACUAUUCAGGGGCUAUUUAUGUUGCUUUCACAUGUGCUCCAUUUUUGGUAGCUUUAGCCAGUUUUACUAUGUACGUCCUCAUUGACCCAAGCAAUGUCUUGGAUGCCAGCACUGCAUUUGUUUCCCUCUCUCUGUUCAACAUCCUACAAGCUCCGUUGGUAUUUUUGCCCAUGCUACUAACUUAUACCGCUAUGUUUUUGGUAUCCUUGAACCGUAUUAACACAUUUCUGGGGAGCGAUGAGAUCAAUCCUGAUGCAUUAUCUCAUGAUGACAGUGAAGAAGACUCAUUAGUGAUGGAAAAUGCUUCAUUUGCUUGGUCCACGAAUGAAAAUCCAACCUUGAAGAAUAUUUCUCUGAGAAUUAAGCCAGGAUCUUUGGUUGCAGUUGUAGGUCAGGUUGGUGCUGGUAAAUCUUCACUUUUAUCAGCCUUCCUUGGUGACAUGGAGAAACUACAGGGAUAUGUUAACAUUAAAGGUUCUGUAGCCUAUGUUCCACAGCAAGCCUGGAUUCAGAAUGAAUCUAUCAGAAACAAUGUUCUAUUUGGUCAAAAAUAUGUAGAAGAGAAGUAUAAUAAAAUUUUAGAUUCAACUUGUCUGAAACCAGACUUGGAAAUUCUUCCUGGUGGCGAUAAUACCGAAGUAGGAGAAAAGGGUAUCAACGUUAGUGGAGGUCAGAAACAGAGAAUAUCACUAGCACGGGCAGUAUAUAAUGAUGCUGAUGUGUACUUGUUGGAUGAUCCCCUCAGUGCUGUUGACUCCCAUGUUGGUAAACACAUAUUUGACAAUAUUCUGGGACCUAAAGGAUUACUCAAAGGAAAGACUGUUGUGUUGAUAACACACAAAAUUUCCAUCUUGCCACAAGUGGAUACCAUUUUAGUAGUGAAGGAUGGUUGUCUCACAGAGUCUGGUUCGUACAGUGAACUUCUAAGCAGAAAGGGAGCCUUUGCUGAUUUCCUGAUACAAUAUUUGUCUGAGGAGGUAGAGGAGGCUGAAACUGUUGACCCUGAAGAGAUUGAAUUAAUUGAGAAUGUUGUUGCAAGUGUGGGUCCACAUCCAGAGCUGGAAAGACAUUUGUCACGACUUAGCGGCAAUGAAAGUGAAGGAGGACAGCGGUCAGAAUCAGAAAAAUUGACUCGUGUAUUAUCCACCUUUUCAUCUAAAGAUGGGCUAAGGAAACGAAUUAAAUCUGGAAGUUCCCAGGUAGAACAAGUGAAAAAAGACAAGCUAAGCUCUGCACCUAACUCCAAACUUAUAGAUGCAGAGUUUACAGAAGUUGGGUCGGUUAAAUGGUCGGUGUAUCUUGCCUAUAUUAAAGCUAUUGGUGUAUGGGGGAUUGUCAUCACAUUUAUUUCGUACAUAGUAUCUCAUGCCUUCAGUCUUGGUGCCAAUAUCUGGCUUAGUGAAUGGAGUAAUGAUGCUGAAAACCCUGAGAAAGCUUUAGAUAUACAUCUUCGAAACUUGCGACUUGGAGUGUAUAGUGCUUUAGGUAGCUGUGAAGCUAUCUUUGUUCUGAUUGCAACAAUUAUGUUGAACCUGGCAACACUCUGGGGUUCCAAAAUUCUACAUGACAAUAUGUUAGAACAUAUUAUGAAAUGUCCUAUGUCAUUUUUUGAUACCACUCCAAUGGGAAGAAUUCUGAACCGGUUUUCCAAAGAUGUAGAUACAACAGACAUUGUUAUUCGCUCUAGUAUUCGUCUCUUUCUCCUUCAGUGCUUUCGUUCUACAGUUGCUUUUAUCGGUAUAUGUUUAGAAACACCAAUUUUUCUUGCUGUGCUUCUGCCUUUGGGUGUUUGCUAUACUUUACUUCAGAGAUUCUACAUUAAUACUUCACGCCAACUUAAAAGGUUGGAGUCCAUCACCCGUUCACCAAUUUACACCCACUUCUCAGAAACUGUUACUGGAACAACCUCCAUACGAGCUUUUGGAGCCACUGAACGCUUCAUUUUAGAAUCAAAUAACAGAGUUGACUUCAAUCAUUCCAGUUAUUUACCUAGUAUUGCUGCAAACAGAUGGUUAGCCAUUCGUCUGGAAUUCCUAGGUUACUGCAUUGUGUUUUUUUCUGCCUUAUUUGCAGUUCUCACAAAAGGUACAAUAAGUCCCGGGCUUGCAGGCAUGUCUAUCAGCUAUGCUUUAACAGUGACUGCCAACUUGAACUUGCUCGUACUAGCCAGUUCUAAUGUAGAAACCAAUAUUGUGUCUGUGGAAAGGUGUUUGGAGUAUACAGUAACUCCUACAGAGGCUGCUUGGCAUUGUGAGUCCAAUAAACCAAACAAGUCAUGGCCAGAUUCUGGCAAUGUUGUAUUUGAUGACUACACCACACGAUAUCGAGAGGGUUUGGAUCUGGUGUUGCGGGGCAUUUCCUGUAACAUUAAUGCUGGAGAAAUGGUUGGAAUUGUAGGACGAACAGGUGCAGGAAAAUCAUCCCUCACUUUGUCGCUCUUCCGUAUCAUUGAAGCUGCAGGAGGAUGCAUCACCAUAGAUGGAAUAGACAUUGCUAAAAUUGGUCUACAUGACCUAAGAUCAAAGUUAACCAUUAUUCCUCAGGACCCCGUGUUGUUUACUGGCACGCUGAGGAUGAACUUGGACCCCUUCAGCCAAUAUGAUGAUGAUGCUAUUUGGAAAUCCAUAGAGCUUGCCCAUUUGAAAAACUUUGUGUCUGGUUUGGAUGCUGGUCUUGAUCAUGAGGUAUCUGAAGGAGGAGAAAACAUCAGUGCAGGACAGAGACAAUUGGUUUGUUUAGCAAGAGCUCUAUUAAGAAAAUCAAAGAUUCUAGUGUUGGAUGAGGCCACUGCUGCUGUUGAUCUUGAAACAGAUGACUUGAUCCAGGCUACCAUUAGGAAAGAGUUCAGUAAUUGCACCGUAUUAACCAUUGCUCAUCGACUCAACACUGUCAUGGAUUACAACAAAAUUAUGGUAUUAGACAAAGGCAAGGUUGUUGAGUACGACUCACCAAACAGUCUAUUAAAAGAUGAAAAAAGCAUCUUCCAUUCAAUGGCGAAGGAUGCAGGACUCCUGUAGAAAGAAAGGAAACAUUAGGAACUUCUAUCUGUUCGAACUGUGAAUAUUUUGGCAUAUAUUUAAAUGUUUUUGAAAAACGAAUUUUAUUUUGUUUGUAGACAUUAUACUGUAUGUCUAAAGAAUUAAAUAUAUGCAAUAUUUA